Messenger RNA from Phascolarctos cinereus (koala), 3552 nucleotides. Its product is annotated as protein SPATA31F1-like. Lineage: Eukaryota; Metazoa; Chordata; Mammalia; Diprotodontia; Phascolarctidae. The record is from RefSeq and is a predicted model, not a curated record.
AUGGCUCAAGCACCUGCUCCCAUUAGGACUCCUGCCCAUUUCAUCAAGCCUGAACCCUAUGCCACAGCUAGGGUGACCGUGCAAAUGCACAUAGAGAAAAAAUGUCUGCAGAUCAAACAAGGGAGCUUUCCAGACAUCAUAUCUGGGUCAUGGGACAUUGGGAACCAAUUGUCAGCGGGAGACCCUCCUACCCAGAGAACUUUGGAAGCUGCCCACUCCAAUAUGGAGUCAGAAGGCUUGGCUUUCCAAGAGCCAAAUACAAUAGAAUGGAUGGAGCUGAGUGUGCACCAACAGAAACUAACACCGCUGCAUGAAACCAUGAGGCAGCCAGACCAGGCUGUGACCCUCCCAGAGAGCCUGGUAGUCCAGAAAGCCCCAAAGAACUACAAAGGAUUCUCGGCAGACCAGGGAGCCAAGAGUUCCCAGAAAUGUGCUCAUUACCAGCGGCAAGAGAUGUUGAGUGCUCCAUGUACAUAUGGAAGUAGAACAGAGAAGCCCAAGCCAAGGGAAGUACUGGAAAGUGGAGCCACAGAGUCCCUGGGAUUGCCGGGCCAAGGGCAUCGGCUCAAGCCCAAACAAGAUAGAAGGCUCCAAAGGAGAAGAUCAGGGUGGAGGGGAUGCAAGGUGCGGGACCUCUUCUCUCAAAAGGAGGAGCCGAAAAGUUUGGACCGAAGCUCAUCUACGGAAUCCCUGUCAUCCCCACUCCCAGUCCAAACUCCUUCAACUCACACAGCCUCCCUGUCUUCACCCAGGGUCCCAAACUCCUGGACUGAACAGCUCCAGCUGGAGAAGAAGGGCUUUGUAACCAAAAUGUCAAGAAACCCUUUGGAGGAGACCUCGUUUUCCACUCCAGAGAAACCCAAGGACCCCCAAACAAAGCAAGAUGCCAGUGACCACAGGGACCAGUCUGUCACAUGGAGUAACAAGAAUGAGGAUUUUAAAUCGAAAGUCGUCUUGCUGAAUACUGAGUUCCUUCAGUUGACCAGACACUCUUCAACCGUACAGCAGCUCACAAUUUUGCCUAACAACCGUUCACUUUUUAGCCCUCAAGUCCAGAAGCUUCUAGAGGUGCACAUUCAAAAGAGAGUGCAUUUCCAGAGAUGGGGUCUCCCCCAGAGAGUACAGGAAUCAAUCCAACAACUCAUGCCAGAAGCAUGUCAACAUUCUUGCCCUGGGAAUCAAAUAGUCCCUUUCUUCCCAAAGGAAGUCUCCAACGUAUCUAUAGCAGAGGUGAAGAUUGCAGCCACCCAUCCCUUGGCACUGCGGGGGACAGAUCAGCCUGCUCAGCCCUUCCUGGGCUCUGAGAUGAUCCCUCCUGUUUUAGGAAAAGCAGAGCUGAGGAGAACUUCUGAAGAGUCCCCAAACUGCGUUAGCAUGGCUCUGCCUCCUCCUUCCAUCCCAGUCCUGACCAACUCCUGUCCCCUGAAUGGGGGGACUACUCACGUCAAGAAGAACUGUCUGCAACAGAAGUACAGUCAACUGUUCUGCGGUCUCCCCUCUCUGCACAGUGAAUCCCUGGUAGCCACCUUUCUGAGGCACGACUGCCUCUCCCCACGCAGUAGCGUCUCCUCUUUGGACAGUACUUUCCUCUUCAAUGAAUUGUCCUUCCUCCCCUUGCUGCCACAUUCUACCCCUCCUCCUUCUCCACCUAUUCUGAUUGGCAACAGCACCAAAGCCCCUGAAAAGACCCAAAUCAAUGUCCCAUUUCUCCCGGUAGCUGAAUGUGAAACCUUGGAGUGGCAUCUACUACAGAGACAGCUCCAAAUGCUAUGGGGUCUACCCUCCUUCAUCCAGAUGAGUCAACAGUCCCAGAGACCCCUCGAUCAUGAACUCUGUGAGGCAGAACGUCCCCAAAUGAAUGUCUCUGUCCUCACAAGGGAGCUUUUUUUCUUGCCGGACCGUGCCAGGAGGCUCCUUGAGCUACAUUUUCAGAAGCGGAUCCUUCAGCAUCAGCUAAGGCCACCUCAGUCAAGCCAGAAGUCUGUUCCCUUGCUUCUGUCCUCAAUUAACCAGCCACAAGUCCCUGAGAGCACCUCGAUCGAAGUGACACUUCCCCAGAAUGAAAAUCCCCAACUCAAGAUGGCUCAAGCACCUGCUCCCAUUAGGACUCCUGCCCAUUUCAUCAAGCCUGAACCCUAUGCCACAGCUAGGGUGACCGUGCAAAUGCACAUAGAGAAAAAAUGUCUGCAGAUCAAACAAGGGAGCUUUCCAGACAUCAUAUCUGGGUCAUGGGACAUUGGGAACCAAUUGUCAGCGGGAGACCCUCCUACCCAGAGAACUUUGGAAGCUGCCCACUCCAAUAUGGAGUCAGAAGGCUUGGCUUUCCAAGAGCCAAAUACAAUAGAAUGGAUGGAGCUGAGUGUGCACCAACAGAAACUAACACCGCUGCAUGAAACCAUGAGGCAGCCAGACCAGGCUGUGACCCUCCCAGAGAGCGUAAUGGAGAAACUGCAAAUGAUUUUGAGACACAAAUACUUGACUUUCUUAUCAGGAUUACCAGCUCUUUAUUAUGUGGCUCUCUAUAGGGCAAUGUCCCCUUUAGCUAUUUCCCAAACGGAUGUGCCUGGCAUGGGGCAAGGGGUAGUAAAGGAACAAAUUGACCCCAUAAGCUACAGGAUAUGGGCUGAAGAACAAUCAGUUCUCCCCAAAGCAGAGAUUAAUGAUUCCACCACGAAUUCUAGGGACACUGGAAAUGAAUUAGUGGUUUCACAACAGAUAAACGUCUCAGAGGCAGUACCAGAAAGAGGAGGUGAUGAGAAGAGUCCACAGGGAAUAGGUGAACAAAGAGGGUUUGACUGCCCACAGCGUCCCUAUUCGCCAAGUAAGUCUGUCAUCUUGGCCAAGAUGGAUUCCCACCUAAGGAAGAAGGUGUUAGAAGUAAGUAUGGGGAUUCCCCAGAAAGCUAUAUAGAUCUCUGAAGCUCUGCAAUUUUCUUUACCUGAGCCUGGCUUAGGACAUGUUCCCACAGCUGGUAGUCCAGAAAGCCCCAAAGAACUACAAAGGAUUCUCGGCAGACCAGGGAGCCAAGAGUUCCCAGAAAUGUGCUCAUUACCAGCGGCAAGAGAUGUUGAGGUUCCAAGCUGGACGUAUUUUAAGGAGCAGCUCUCCAAUAAGCUGGAGCUCAGUUUGACGAGAACAUCAGAGUACCAAACUCAAAGCUCCCCCACAGCUCUUUCCCUGACAUCCCCCCAGAUCCCAGGCUUCCAGGUUUGCAAGGUUACCCCGCCACACUCCCCGAAAAAGCCCAGUAGGGGCAUGGCUGAUGCUCAAGUGCUCCAUGUACAUAUGGAAGUAGAACAGAGAAGCCCAAGCCAAGGGAAGUACUGGAAAGUGGAGCCACAGAGUCCCUGGGAUUGCCGGGCCAAGGGCAUCGGCUCAAGCCCAAACAAGAUAGAAGGCUCCAAAGGAGAAGAUCAGGGUGGAGGGGAUGCAAGGUGCGGGACCUCUUCUCUCAAAAGGAGGAGCCGAAAAGUUUGGACCGAAGCUCAUCUACGGAAUCCCUGUCAUCCCCACUCCCAGUCCAAACUCCUUCAACUCACACAGCCUCCCUGU